AGAAGGUAGUGGAUAGCUCAACCAUAUUUUGUUGUUCUUGCGACUGACUACAGUAGAAACAACGAAGCGAGAGCACCAAGGGUCGUUAUACGUGUAUAGUAGUCCACACAUCUAUAUUUUAAUCUACGCACCAGUAGGCCUAGGAGGGAAAAGAAGGCAGAAUGCUCCGCGCCUCCUCGCGUCUCGGCAUCUACGAGUACAAGUUCGGCCAGCCCUCACUGAAGAAGGCGUUCGGCACGAAUAUCGUGCCCGCCGUGAAGCCACGGCAGCCCUCUGCUCUGCGCUCGACGAAGUUAGCGAACGGCGUCCGUGUGGUGUCGCACGACCUCGAUGGGGCGGUGACCUCGAUCGGCGUCUUCGCCGAUGCCGGCCCGAAGUACGACCCGAUCGCCACGCCAGGGCUGAGCUACGUGAUGCGCUUCGCGCUGCAGACCUCCAACAUGGACAGCUCCCUCUUUCAGAUCGAUCGCGUUAUGCGCUCCACCGGCAACGCCUACGGCCACGGCGAGAUCGGCAAGCGCUACCUCAGCUGGAAGGCGGAGGGGCGGCGAGACAUGUGGGAGAUGCCGUUUGAGAUGCUCGCGACGGGCGUGGUGGCGCCGCGCUUCCACGAGGCCGACAUCGAGCGCUUCCGCGAUACGAUGGACAACCAACUGGAGGAGAUGCGCUGGCAGAACCCGCGCGAGUACGCCGUGGAUCAACUAGAGACCGUUGCCUUCUACAAGGAGCCGCUCGGGGCGCCGCGCAUGGUGCCGAAGAUCGCGAAUGAUCGCUGCAGCCACAAGGCGCUCUUAGAUCACUGGGCGGCGAACUUCCUGCCCAGCCGCAUCGUGAUUGCCGGCGUCAACGUCCCGCACGACGCGCUCGUCGCUGCGUACGAGAAGCUGCCCUACAAGCACUCCGCCGAGGCCCCGCACCACGCCCGCGCGGCGUCCCCGCAGCUCUCCCACGCAAACGAGGAGACGCAGUUCUACCCCGGCAGCCACAACGUUGAGUACGAAGCCCGCGCGUCGGCCAUGGGCUCGAUGCCGGACAUGCAGGCCGAGGUGAUCGCCGCAGUGGGGGUGCCGACGUACGGCCGCGAGGCGGGUGCGAAAACGUACGCGGCGGCCCUCGUGACGCGUGAGGUGUACGACGAGGCGGUACGUGCGGUGUACGGCAGCCGCGGCAGCCCGAACUACUACGGGGUGCAGGUCUUCUACCGUCCCUACUCCUCUGCAGGGCUCAUCGGUUACACCCUUCGCGGCGCGCCCGGGGAGGUGGAGGCGAUGAUCAAGACGGCCGCCAGCGCCUUCCCGGCAUCGGUGGAGGAUGCGGCGGUACAGCGGGGGGUGCACUGCGCCCACGUGCGGCUGCUGCACGAGCAGACGGAGAUGGUGCGCGACUACUGCGACUUCAUUGCGACGUCGCCGUAUGGUGUGGGGGAGCUGACGCAGGCAAUCGCCGCGGUGACGAAGGUGGACGUGGAGGAGACGCUGAAGAAGAUGCUGGCCAAGGCGCCCUCCAUGUACGCGACGGGGGACACGUUUAGCUUCCCUCUUGUUCCGGCUCUGAACCGCCACUAA
This is a messenger RNA of Leptomonas pyrrhocoris, 1565 nucleotides long. RefSeq names its product putative mitochondrial processing peptidase alpha subunit. Gene Ontology annotation, cellular component: mitochondrion. Gene Ontology annotation, molecular function: metal ion binding. The coding region runs from base 162 to 1565 and encodes 467 amino acids. The transcript has a single exon. NCBI's taxonomy places the organism in Eukaryota, Euglenozoa, Kinetoplastea, Trypanosomatida, Trypanosomatidae. The record is from RefSeq and is a predicted model, not a curated record.